AUGAACAACGAGGAAGAAAGGCGUAGGAGGAAGGAAAGCGAUGUCUAUUCUUUGGGGGAGCAACUGCAACCCCAGCAACAGCUACAACAGCAGCAGCAGCAACAACAGCAGCAAGAUGAAGAUUUAAAUAACUUCUGCGGCUCUCGUAUCCUCUUGAAUAAUGCAGAAGAACUCCUUGAAUUCAUUAAAAAAGAAAAUAUCGAAGAAGUCGAUUGCUGCUUUGCUGACCCCCUAGGCCAGUGGCAUCACUGUUCCUUCCACCCAAAUGCGAUUACAGCUGAGUCAUUAGAGCAUGGCUUCCCUUUUGACGGUUCUUCAAUUCGUUUGUUGGCGCCCAUAGAGAAGAGUGAUAUGUUUAUGAUACCAGAUCCAAAGACUUGUUUCUUAGACCCUUUCUUAGGAAGUAAAGUUUUACACAUAACUUGUUCCCUGCAAACAGCAGAAAAGACGCCGUGCAGUCGCUGCCCGCGAACAAUUGCAAAUAAAUGUGAAGAAUAUCUUAAAGCUGAAGGAAUUGCAGAUCAGGUUUAUGUUGGUUUUGAGGCUGAGUUUUUUAUGUUUGAUAACGUUCAAUAUUCAGCAAAGGGAAACAGAGUUGGGUUUUACGUGGAUUGCAAAGAAGAAGCUCACUGGAAUUCAGACAAUAUAUUUAUGCUUGUAGCUGUCUUUUCAAUUCCCUGA
Molecule: messenger RNA, 681 nt
Organism: Eimeria acervulina
Lineage: Eukaryota; Apicomplexa; Conoidasida; Eucoccidiorida; Eimeriidae
Product: glutamine synthetase, putative
Exons: 5
Coding region: 1-681 (226 amino acids)
Biological process (GO): nitrogen utilization
Cellular component (GO): cytoplasm; membrane
Molecular function (GO): glutamine synthetase activity
Source: RefSeq, a predicted model, not a curated record